UAUUAUUUUCCAGCAUUUGGUGCACCGUCUUAUAAUGCUUUAUCUAUUAACGUUUCAAAUCCCAGUUUGGGGCCGGCCGCAGUGGCCGUGCGGAAGCGCAUGAGAGCAGCAUCACAAGAUUCAAAGGUUGGAUACAUUGUAUUUGGAGCUGUCAUAUUAUAUUUUGGCUCUGUUCUGUUGUGGCGAGUAAUGGGAACCCUUCUGUCAGAGAACAGCUAUAUGGAUGUGGCCUGUGGCAUGUCCUCAGCACUUGGAUUAGUGAAAGCUGGAAAACGUCAAAUUGAUUUCUUCGACUCACAGGUGAAGAACUUAUUUUCUCAUGUGAAAAUAAGUUAUGAAUUUUCAGGGUAUAAUUAG
Schistocerca nitens (vagrant locust) is the source of this 357-nucleotide messenger RNA. RefSeq lists its product as uncharacterized. The annotation marks the transcript as partial. The transcript has 2 exons. NCBI's taxonomy places the organism in Eukaryota, Metazoa, Arthropoda, Insecta, Orthoptera, Acrididae. The record is from RefSeq and is a predicted model, not a curated record.